Molecule: messenger RNA, 1450 nt
Organism: Copidosoma floridanum
Lineage: Eukaryota; Metazoa; Arthropoda; Insecta; Hymenoptera; Encyrtidae
Product: Taspase 1
Biological process (GO): translation; protein maturation; maturation of SSU-rRNA from tricistronic rRNA transcript (SSU-rRNA, 5.8S rRNA, LSU-rRNA)
Cellular component (GO): cytoplasm; cytosolic small ribosomal subunit; ribosome
Molecular function (GO): RNA binding; structural constituent of ribosome; threonine-type endopeptidase activity
Source: RefSeq, a predicted model, not a curated record
AGGAUCAACUCCUUAACACCACAUUCACUUGUUUUGUGUGAACAACACGGUUAAAAAUAUUCUUAUAUACAUUUCAUGUGAUUAAAAACUUGCCAAAAAAUCAAAUAGGGAUUUGACAUUAAGUUGCCAUCAGUUGGUAUAGUGUGAAGGUGACGAGCGAUGAGUCAUGUACAUAAAUGGUAAAGCAUUGAAUACUUAAUUAGAAAUUUCAAUAUUCAAACAAUUUCGAUUCGAUAAUGAAUAAUCCGACCGAAGGGUUUAUUGCAGUACAUCUGGGCGCAGGGCAGCACUCUAGCACAUUGAAGGAAAAGUAUUUCAAAUUAAGUCAAGAAGCGUGUCAAAAGGGAAUAGAAUCUCUCAAAUCAAGUAGCAGUGUAUUGGAAGCAGCAGUUAGUGCUGUGACUGUAUUGGAAGACUCCCCAUUGACAAAUGCUGGAUAUGGAUCUAACUUGACUUAUGAUGGAAAUGUUGAAUGUGAUGCAAGUGUCAUGGAUGGCUCAAAUUUGCAAUAUGGAGCAGUUGGUGCCAUCACUGGGGUGAAAAAUCCCAUUCAAGUUGCUAAAUGCUUGUGCCAAUACCAAACAGUAAACAUAGGACAUGGCAGAGUUCCACCAAGCUUAUUGACCGGAUCUGGUGCAUCAGCAUGGGCCAAAGAAAUGGGGAUUCAAUGUGUACCUGCUGAAAAUUUGAUUUCGGCAAAAGCUGAAAAAAUUUACAAACAUUACAAAAGAAAAGUUGAAGGUGAUUGCAGCAAAGUCACUCUACAAAUUAAAAAACGUAUGGAUACCGUAGGUGCUGUUUGUAUUGAUGGAUGUGGUAAUGUUGCAGCUGCAUGUUCUAGUGGAGGAAUUAUAUUAAAAUUUCCAGGAAGAGUUGGCCAGGCUGCUAUUUGGGGUUGUGGUUCUUGGGCAAGUAAAGGAAAUAUUUCCGUUGGUUCUAGUACAUCUGGAUGUGGAGAACACCUCAUACGUACUUCGUUAGCUCGUACCAUUGCAGAUUGUAUUGUAGAUGCUGACUGCCCUACUACUAGUGUACAUAAUACCAUGACGUCAGAUUUUAUAAAUUCUAAGUUUUUACAAAAUCUCAAUGAAAAACUGUGUGGAGUGAUUGCCAUUAGAUAUUCUGCAGAAGACAAUAUUGGUGAUUUCCUCUGGAGCCAUUCAACAAAUAGCAUGAUAAUAGGAUAUAUGAAUUCCAGAAACAAAUCAGCAAAGAGUCAUAUGUCUACUCUGCCUAUUGCUGAUGUUGGAAAAAAACCAAUUGUGGAAGGAGUCAUGUUCAAAUUAAAAAACACUAAAAAAAUCGAGUGAUUUGUUUUGUCGUUUAAUACACUUUUGUACAAAAUGUAAUGUAAAACUUUUACUUAUUUUUUCAUUUAGUAAUGCAUCUAACUAAAAAUAAAUCUAAUUUUACACGAUGAUUUAUUCAAACAUAAGUUAAAUUUAUGGUG